Guyanagaster necrorhizus is the source of this 5193-nucleotide messenger RNA. RefSeq lists its product as uncharacterized. The record is from RefSeq and is a predicted model, not a curated record. Bases 1 to 5193 code for a protein of 1730 amino acids. Lineage: Eukaryota; Fungi; Basidiomycota; Agaricomycetes; Agaricales; Physalacriaceae. Gene Ontology annotation, molecular function: GTPase activator activity. The transcript is spliced from 3 exons. Gene Ontology annotation, cellular component: TSC1-TSC2 complex; cytoplasm; nucleus. Gene Ontology annotation, biological process: regulation of small GTPase mediated signal transduction; positive regulation of GTPase activity; negative regulation of TOR signaling.
AUGUCCCGACAGGAUGCAGACACAAACACACGGUCUCGCCCACGGGCAAACACUAAUUUUGCUCCUUUCAACUGGCGGCGGCAACGCACAGAACCAUCGACGCCGGCUCAGACAACGACGACACUACCAUCGUUGCCUCUUGAAGCCCUCAUCUCAGCAUUGACGCCGCCCUCGCCACCCAAUACCGAUUAUGCUCGUGCUCUAGCGGCGAUGCUGCCUACGCUGUCUCCACUUCCUCCAUAUACGCUUCUAAACCCUGUUUUGGCUUCCCUUUACAGCGCCACUUCUUCUGAAGCAAACCAGGUCGCAGGAUUUGACAUCCUCUCGGCAUAUUGGGAAAAUCAUGAAGCCCCCACCCUUGGGACUGCGGAUAGAAUAUCCUUCUUCUCGUUCUUCCUGGGAUCCAGCAUUUCGUGGAGUAUCGAUUUAUGGGAACCCAGAUUCAAGGCUCUGAGAGCUUUGACAAAAUACGGAGUGGAAAUUGUCGGGAUUGAAACGAUGUUCCUCAAAGUUCUCAAAUCCUGGAUCAUGGGCGCAUUCGAAGGACUGGGCACGGAGACCAUUUCUCAUCGUGAAGAGUUGGAGCGAGAACGGAGUAUCAGUGUUCUGUCCGGAUUUCUUACAUCGAUUGCCGACAAGCCAGAAAUUGUUGCUCGAAUUUCAGAGUCAGAAUUGCAAGGCGUGGUGGAAUUCUAUGCUGUACUCGUGGAUCGUGUUAUUGACACACCGGGAGACUCGUCUACGCUUUCACCACUACCGAUUUCCGACCAGGUGUCACACACCACUACGCCAUCGCGGUCCCCCAAUGCGCACAGGCGACACGCUUCCUCGAUUUCAAUAUCCUCUCUACCGUCACCUACCGUUUCGAUGUCGCCUUCGUUACCACCUACACCUCACCCCUCAAAGCAGCCGGCAGACAUUGCGAUUGGUCUGUAUUUGAAGCAUCUCGACUCGCAAAUGAGGUCUCUUUCUCCGUCGUCAUUGACGUCGAUUCUCCCGCUUCUCUUCCGAGCCUUGGCCUUUUGUGCGACACCUCUACCAAGGUUAACGGUCUACUCCCAGGCACUCAAAAAACAUCCAUCAGAGGAGAAGAUUGAAGGCAUGCUCGAUUCCCUGCUCGCUGGACUGUACUCGUCGACCUGCAUCAUGAUUUUGAAGCAGCAUCUGUACCCUUCGCCGGCGCUACUGAACGCAAGUCGCUUAGAAGAGGCUCAAAAUGGUUCCCCCAAUCGUAAGGACACUCGGAUCGACCACCGUGAGAUAUCUAAGGCCAUCCAGACGUCUUUCGGUGCGCAGCGCGCCUUGCGGAACCAUAUUCGUCGAGCCCUCAUCACCCGACUUGCGCGUGCGUAUAUAUCUCGACAGAGCUCGCUGAGUUACGCUCAUACCGGUGCACCAGGGAACAUGGAUAUUGAGAAGGAUCUUUUGGAGAGGGCGUGGCCAAAAGAUGACGUUGCGUUGAAUGGAUGGGAUGCGUCGCGGGUGGGCAGAGCGAUGGCAGGCAGCGUUGAAUCUUGGAUCAUCUUCAAUGCGGGAUGUGACUUGGCAGGGUUUGAGGCUGGUAAGGAGAAGGUGCUGGCUGAAGCGGCGGGUACAUUAAAAGAUAUCCUCCAAGAGCUUGACGAGCGAGACUCUGGUAGUGGCUCGUUUGAAGAGGAGGAGGCUAAUGCUGUAGGAGAAACGUUGUAUAGUCUCGCGGGAUAUGUCAAUCCCCUCGUAAACGCGGACGGUACGCCAUUUGUGGUACCGCUUGCGCAGCCCAACAAUGCUCCGACGGCUUUCCUCCGCAUUCUCAGCUCUCUGCUGGCGCGUGAUCAUUCUACGCAUCUCCGACCACUGCUUUCCUCGACUCUCCUCCACAUUUCUGAUCAUCUUACUGAUCUUGAUGCUUCGAGGCUUCCCACAGUCAUGUUGGGGCAACAUGAUAUAUCUCCGACCUGUCCUGAUUGGCUCGACAAUUGGAGGACUAUGCUGAACAAUCCGGUCAUGGUUAGUGCACGGCGGCCGAUAACGACGGCGUCGGUGAUGGUUGCGUUGGCGAAUGUGUAUGACAGUGUGAGGGACAUGCGUGUGUACAGACGAGCGCUGGCAGACGUGGUGUAUGAGCAUCGUCAGAAACGUGGGAACGAAAGCGAGACGGAGGAAUGUGAGGCGAUGUGGAAAAUCCUCGGAGACGAAGUUGUCCUGCGGAUCGUCGAAGCGUCGGGAGAGGACGAGAGUGUGGACAAGUUUCUUGAUCUGCUGUUCAGCUUUGCAGUGGACGAUGAUGAUGAGGAAGAUGGGGAUACCGUUUCUGUGGGUACGGCUGAUACACACUCGCCGUCACCACAGAUUGGGUACAGUGCGCCGGCGAGGCUGCACGGGGAGUAUCGCGACAAGGAUGUUGGGAUCAUGUCGAUAAUAUCUUCUCUGGCUGCUGGCUCGGUGUCUCGUGCGCAGUCUAUCCAUCCGCAGACUAUCGAAGAGACGGCUGCUGAGGCUCAGCCUGAGCCGCAUGAGAGCACGGCGUCGCGAGCUGUCGGGGCGGUCACGGCGCUGAUCAGUGUGUUUAGUCAACUGUCGUUCACUCCAUUUUCGUUGAGCAACGUGGAUCAUGCGCUUUCUGUGUAUGAUACUCUGAUUGACAUCCUUCAGAGAGUUAAACAUGCUCGGGUACGGCUGACGGUACUGCAGUUUUUUAUGCGACUACGGGCUGACCGGGACCACCGGGUGUACUUUAUGAAGACGGGGUAUGAUACGGAGGGACAGGUGUCUAUGUUGGCGGCAUCUAUAGCUCGCGUGCGGGAGGGGACGGAGCAUGGCGUGCGGGCGGGGCCGUAUGUGGCUGAUGCGGUGUCCGAGCUCCGGAAAGCGCGGGCGCGUAUGCCGCAUGAGAGGCGGGGGCGUGGGGCGUCUACCAACCCCGGGAGUCGGAGUCGAUCGAGGAUCCCGGCUCUUGCGCCGCCUGUGAAGCCGCGGGAUCCUCUGUGGUACAUUCCUGAACAUGUGCCGUUCAGUUUUGCAGAGGUCGAUACGCCGAGUGAAGCACUCAUCACCUAUGAUCCCCUUGGUCCCGAUCGCGUCCCCGUGCUCCCUAUUUCAAGGUACCUUGCCGCGAUUUGCGAUAUUCUGGAGCAGGAGAAGAACUGGGAGAUCCUGUCGUAUGUGCUGUGUCAUUUGUCGGUGCAGCUGGCGAACAAGCACCUGUUUUGUGGGCCCAAAUCGCGGGCAGUCUGUUCGCGAAUGCUGACGAUUUUGUGCCAUGGGAUUUUGGAGGGUGAUUUUGCGGCGCAGAUUGACCGUUGGCCUUUGGGGUUGAAGAUUCGAGACGCGCAUGGGCUGGCGUAUCAUGUCCUUUCUGUGCUCAUCAGUUACGGGCGGUGUUUUGAUCUACGGCAGAAGCAUACGCUGGUGGAGGUUUUCCUUGGAGGACUUGAUGGGCAGCCGAUGACGGUCAAGACGUGUUUGCACUCUUUGUCGAUCACAGCGUUUGAGCUGCAGUCGUCGACGACCAAGUACAUGUCGAGCAUCCUGGAAAAGCUAUCGCAGAUCAUGUCGAACCCGGACAUGGCAGUUCACAUACUGGGAUUCUUGUCGAUUAUCGGGUCGCAUCCCCCUCUGUAUUCGAACUUCACGGAUGGGGAUUUCAAGAUGGUGUUUGGGGUUGCGUUGCAGUAUUUGCAACACUACAUCCAGCAGAGCCAGUCUCCUACUGUGUCGUGGGCGCUUUCUCAGCAUGUGCGGAUACUGUCGUAUUAUCUUGUGUAUGUGUGGUUCCUGGGUGUGAAGGUUCCGGAUCGUCUGCAGCAUAUCCCGUAUAUUACGCGACAGCUUUUGCUGGCAAAUGAAGGGAGGAGUGGGGUGGACAAUGCCACCGAGGUGUGCUUUGACUGGCUGGCACGGUACACGUAUGCGAGUGCUGAUCCGAGGCCUGCGAAUUCGCUGUUGAGCGAGAUGAUCAUGAACCCGACACGGAAGAUGGAGGUGGCAACCAGUGAAAAGACGUGGAUUAUUGGGAACGCGAUUGUCACGAUCCGAACGCUGACUCGGCUGGGGUGGAUUGAAGUGCUGUCUCGCAGGCCGUCUGGGUACACCAAGUUCUUGUGCCGACUGGAGAAUUCGCCUCUGGUGGGGCCUGGAGAUGUGGAGCCUGAUAUGAUGUCUGUGCCUGCAGUGUUGUUGGCUGAUCGGAAUCCUCCGAGAGCGGGAGGGGACGAGGGCGAGGAUGUUCGAGAGUUGUUGUCGAUGGAUGACGAGGAGGAGGGGGAGGAGGACGACGAUGAUGAUUCGACGCCUCGACCUGACCCUGUUACUGGAUAUGUGUGGAGUCGGACUGCACCGUCUCAGAGGCGGAAGGAGGUGGUGAUUGAUCCGGCGUACUUUGCACUGCAGUUGUCUGGAUAUCCUCAGACGUCGUCGUCAUCAUCGUCGCGUCUGAUCUCGGACCAGGGUGCGCUGCGGAGGUUUCUGUCUGCGUUUGACAGGAUGCCCGUCAUUGACACCCACAAGGUUGGCAUACUGUAUGUUGCUCCAGGACAGGUGGACGAGGUGGAGAUUCUGAAAAAUACGCACGGGUCGCCGGCGUAUACGCGCUUUCUGGAAGGGAUUGGGCGGCUGAUCGAGUUGCGGGGCCAGAUCGAUGUGUACGCAGGCGGGCUGAACCCGGACGACGACGGAGAGUACGCGUACGCGUGGUGGGACGACAUCGGCCAGAUCCUGUACCACACCGCGACCAUGAUGCCCUCGCUCCCGACUGACCCGGCUUGCAACAACAAAAAGGCGCACAUUGGCAACGACUUUGUGCGCAUCGUGUGGAACGACGGGGGCCGGCCGUACCGGUUCGACACGUUAUCGACCGAGUUUCAGUUUGUGAACAUUGUGGUCGAGCCGCAUUCGCUGGGCGCCAUUGCCGCGUUUUCAAACAAUCUACACGAGAAUGAGUAUUUCAAGGUUACGGUCCAGAGUGCGGAGGGGAUGAUGGAGUUUGCGCCGGUGGGAGAGUACCGGCUUGUGUCUGCGGAGAACUUGCCGUUGCUAGUGCGGCAGUUGAGUCUGCUCGCUGACUGGUACGCGUCUGUGUUUUCUCGGACGGGCCGGGACACAGAGAGGGUGGAGAUGAAGACAAACUGGCAGGAACGGUUGGAGGCCAUUGGAAGAUUUAAAGAUAAAGUACUACUGCCCGACGACACCGGCGACCACUCUUUUCCUUUCUAG